GGAGUGGGCAAGCAAAGUUCGUUCAGUAAAGCAGAGGUGCACAUUACGACACUUAUUGCCACUGUACAAUGUCCCACCCACUUUUCACUAUUUAUGUUAUGAGUCCCAUGUAAUAAGGGGUGACUCUAUCACUUCCCGUUCCUGUAGCAUUUUGUCCGGGAAUCGAACCCGAGACCCCUUGCCAGGCAGUCGCACUUAUGACCACUCGGCCAACGAGGCGGUCACACACAUACUUACCUAUAGUAACAUACAAGAUUAACAAGUGUAUUGUAUUACACCUAGAGUAUAAAAACCUCUUUUGUAUUCACAAAAGGUGGUUCUGUAUUAUGUAUUCACAAUUCACAACUUUAGCAACCGUUCUAUGAAAAAUCAAUAAAAAAAAUACAUUUGCAACGCUUAUCUCAGUGGGCGUUUUCAUAUUAUAUGACAUAACAAUUGAUAUUGAAAGCAGUAUCGUAGAAACCAUGACGAAGUUCACUUAUAUUUUAUUACUAAUGUAUCUUUUAAAAUUUAGUCUGGCCAAAGACUGUGCCAAUAAUAAAAGAGAACCAGAGUAUGUCACGUGGCUUAAAAACCUUUUAGAAGAUAUGUGUCCCAGUUCAAAAAAGCCUCCGGCAGGAAACAAUACAGUCUAUGUCUUUAUGGAUGUAGGAAGAAUCAGUUUCGAAGCCGAUAAAGAAGUAUUCACUGCUCAAACCACUUUAAAUAUUACUUGGAGAGAUGAACGACUAAAGUGGGAUCCAGACAAAUACCACGGUAUCAAGGACACAGAAAUAGGAGAAUAUUCAUCUUGGAUUCCAAAAUUUGAACUAAUCAAUGUGGAAGAUUUCUUCAACUUUGAAAUAUCGACUUUAUAUUCUUGCAAAAUCUAUAACACGGGGGUCGUUACAUGUCGACACAGAAUGCUGCAUGAAACAUGGUGUGGCGUCAAACUCACUAACUGGCCUUACGAUGUUCAAGAAUGCAGUUUGGAAUUUGGUCAUGAGUACAUGACAGUAAACCUUAGAACAGCCAUAUCUGACGAAUAUACAGCUGGAUGGCACGUUUCUGAAAUAAAACAAGAGAAUAAUGCGAGUGGCAAGCCAGGAGUGACAGUGACUUUGGUGCUGGUGAGGGAAGCGGCUGGAUUGUCUGCGAUCUUCAUAUACCCUGCUUUAGUGUUGACUGUGCUCAAUAUUGUGACGCUGUUCUUAGACGUGAGACGCAAUGUAAGGCUAGCAGUUGGCUGCUUCACUUUGUUUGGACAUUAUUAUUUACUGAUUCAGUUAGACAUUGACAUGCCUAAAGGUAACGCCUUUACUCCUACUAUACUGUUGUACUAUCGCGAUUCUAUUAUUUUGACUAUUAUAACCAUUCUAUUGACUUUCUUUCUGACCAAACUUUGCAGUGUAAGUUCAAAGCCACAUAAUUAUAUCAAGAUAAUUAAUAAUUUUGUGUGUGACAACAAGUAUUCUGACUAUUUAGUGUUUCCUAAAUGGGAAUCUGAUGAUGUCACCGUUGAUUUAAAAUCUUCUAAUGAAGAUUAUGUAAUUUUUGCAAACGUAGUGAAUAGUGUUUUUAUGUUUUUGAUUGUUUUCGCUUAUUUUGGUUUAUUUAUAAGCAAGAUUCCGAAAUAGAUUAUACGAAUAAUGUAAGUAAUAAUAAAGUUCGUUAUUGAUAUCAUUUUUUAGUUUAAUAAAAAAAGUAAAAGAUGUCGAUGCCUCCAUCUCUAUUAUGUUAGUAAUAUCAGAAUAUUCAGAAUGUAAGGCCGCUGGAUAUGACACAAAACUGUGUUUAGCGAUAUAAAACUAGGUAGAGAGUAAAGCGACACAUCAAAUACAGGUAAAGGUUAAAAAUAAAAGCACAUUGCUAGUGAUAAGUGCGCUAGACCGACUAAAUCAAGACUGUAAUCAAAGGAUGACUGUAAUGAAGGAGGAAUGUAAUCAUUCCGUGAUUGCAGAAAUAAGGUACAAGAAAGACGAUGUAAUAUAUCAACCGCACAGAAGGCCGCAUCAAUGCAGCGCAAGGCGGUAGGCCGUAAGAUAUUUGUCAUUAAAUAUUUUAACGAAUA
Messenger RNA from Spodoptera litura, 2050 nucleotides. Its product is annotated as acetylcholine receptor subunit beta-like. Gene Ontology annotation, cellular component: membrane. NCBI's taxonomy places the organism in Eukaryota, Metazoa, Arthropoda, Insecta, Lepidoptera, Noctuidae. The record is from RefSeq and is a predicted model, not a curated record. Gene Ontology annotation, molecular function: extracellular ligand-gated monoatomic ion channel activity; transmembrane signaling receptor activity. Gene Ontology annotation, biological process: monoatomic ion transmembrane transport.